Porites lobata is the source of this 4828-nucleotide messenger RNA. NCBI's taxonomy places the organism in Eukaryota, Metazoa, Cnidaria, Anthozoa, Scleractinia, Poritidae. The record is from the annotation of a GenBank genome assembly.
AUGGCGGCCGCUCCAGAUCCAGAAGAAAUCCUUCGUUCAACGAAUGGAAAAGAAAAUUUCCAGCGCAUUACACGACUUUUAAUAAGUGGAGGGACCAGCCUACUGAGGGAGAUUUUUGACUCUAGAUGUCCUCCAAGUCAGCUUCCUACGAUCCUUAGCAAUCCAGCCACAAAGAACCAGCUCAAAGCUGCAAAACUCACCAAGGCACAGCGGCACUGUCUUAAUCCAUCCCCAGGGGUAUAUGGCAAUUCAGCAGAUUUUGAUGUCACCUUGCUAUUCAGUUUGCUGAGGACAAUAUGCAGCCUCACCCCUCCCACCACAGGAUGGGAUGCACUACCGGUUAGUACAGAUCACAGUUUAACAGCUGAUUUAGCAAGAAUAAAGUAUUACCGAAACUCGGUGUAUGGUCACGUGAACCAAGGCAUGGCGAUUAGAGAUAGUGGGUUUUUAACACUUUGGCAAGAAAUCAGUGAAUCUCUCGUGAGGAUUGCUGGGCAGAUCAGUUCUACAAGGAAAACUGCAUGGCAAGAAGCGAUUGCUAAAUAUUUGACAGAUCCUCUUACAACUGAAGAUGAACAAAAUGUGCAGGAACUAGACGCGUGGUAUAAAAGUGAUGUGGACGUCAAGCAAUCUUUAAAGGAUUUAGAGGUAGGAUUUGGAGCAAUUAACCUUAUUGUAUUAAAAGAAAGUUUACUUGCAUUCCAUAGAAUUUUACAAUCUCAGGCUGCUCAGUUACUUUGCAACUUUAGGGCAAUGAUUUAUUUAAUAUUUAUCCUACUAUGAAAUGACCUGUGAAUGUUAACACUCAGAUAGCAACUCAAGAAGAAUCGAAAAACAUCAAAGAGUUUGAAGAAACAACGCAAAAAGGUAUGGAUAGGAUAGAGUCAGCAGUACGUGAGGAAGCCCAAGGCAUCAAAAAAGACCUAAAAACUACCACACAUAAUGUUACAAACAUGAUAGAGGAGACAGUUCGUAAAUUUAAGGAUCAAUUGGAGGAGAUGAAUCAGUCAAUUACCACACUCAGUUCCUCGGCUUCCGGCUCAGAGUCUUCUGGGGGUAAGUUAAAUACUCAAUUCAUAGUACAAUACUAUUUUUGCACCAAAUGGUAGACUCAUGGCAGUUGUGAAACCAAAUGAGUCCACACGCCUCGUAUCAACCAGGGAGCGUAGCGUGGGAUUUUAUAUUUUUAAGGCGUAUGGAUCGGAAUAAAAAGGGAACUAAGUAGCCAUGACGGUGACGGUAGCGAAAACGACGCUCGCACUCGGACGCUGUUUCAAGCUUCAUCGCUAUUAUAUCGCUUUGUUAGAUAUGGCAAAUGUGGACGAAUUUUUCUGGGGUUGAAUUUUUAAGGUACAAAAGCGUCGUCUUGAGUUGACGACUGUCAAUCAACGUGAAAUGUUUAUUGUAACACUUAGGAGCUCACAUAUGCUCGUUAAAACGUAUAAGUGUAUAAAAAAAUAAAUGUAAAAGAAUAAAAGAAAUCAAUAAAAACUAAUCAUGUAAUAAAGAGCAAUCUAAAAACCUAAUAGGCUAAUAUUCACAAUUAAUAUUUACAGAUAAUAUUUACAAAUAAUAUUUACAGAUGAAAUUUAAAUUCCUUAUUGAAUUUAAACGCUUUUAGACAUGAAGGUUUCAAGAGACCACUUAAAAGUUCUUACAUGUUUGUAUUCUGUAAUCAUUGGCAGUAAAGUAUUCUACCGUUUGCUAGCUAAAAAGGUAAAAGAUUUAUGCAUGCAUUCUAAAUUAAAAGAUGGCGGCUCAAGCCUUGAACCACGCCCAUGUGAAUUAUUCGAAACAUUCUUAAAGCUAAAAAUCCACUAAUAUACGGUGCGUCCUGAUUGUACAAACACUUGUUCCACAUCAUUAACGAUUGAAGCUGUCGACGUUGUUCUAACGACUUGAUAUCAGCAAUUUUCAAAAGGGUCUCUUAUGACACAGACUUCGAAUAGUUUAAAACAAAUAUUAAUAAAUAAUAGUAGUAAUAGUUAGUGUUCUCCAUUUUAUUAGCCUCGACAUUAACAAUACCCAAAAGAAGAGGACUACAAUAUUCUACUGCGGAAGCACAUACGAAUUAUAGAGACGUACCAUUGCAUCUUUUGAAUUUAAACUGGUUUUUUAUGUGCUUUUUGAAAUUUAAUUUGCAUUCCAGAAUCAUUCCUAGAAUCUUAAGUGUAUCUUGUGUCUCUACAAUGGCCGUUUUUAUACUAAGGACGCAUUAUUCGUCUGGACGAACUUGGGCAAAUAUUUUGUAGCUCGUCUGGUUACGCGUCUCAAGCAUAAAGACGGGCACAAGAAGCAUUAUGCGUCCAGACGAACUGCCAGAGAGAUAGUUCGUCCAUACUCGUGACGCAUCACCAGACGAACUAUAAAUGUUUGUCCAAGUUCAUCACGACGGUUAAUGCGUGCGUAGUAUAAAAGCAGCCUUAAGAUGAAAUUCAUAUUCAUAUGACGAUGGCCCAGUGGCAACUGCUUGCGGUUUUGCUGCAUUAAUCUUUAAGUAAUAUAAUUCAAUUCAAACGAGCUUGAUCACACGCUAAGAUUAGAAUGCACAUACUACAAGACCAUUGGAAAGGGAUCCGAGGCAUAUUCGGUUGUAUCGUUGGCAUACAGCCACAAAUUCGUAAUUAGAUACAAAGGAAUUGAUAUUACAUGGAGGGAUCCUUUUCAUGCAGUUUGUGUAGGUUGUGUGUAAGCGUGCUUUAAGCGGGCAUACUCUUGCCCUCCAACAUGGCGGUCAAAACUACUUUUUGCUUAUAUCUUGUUGAACGUUUGAUAGUUACGCUCAGAUGUGCUUUAAAUGUUACCACAUCAUCCUUUCAACAUUUUCCUUGAAGUUUAAGUGCAAAAUUUGCUUUCAGAAAGAGGUAAUUCAUCAUUUUAAAACUCACAUUUUGGUCGCGUGACCAGAUACAAUCUUACUCGUUUUAAGUGUGGGUGUGGGUUUGAAAAACCAAAUCACUAUUAUUUUGUUUAAGAGAUGACCCACUAAUCGUUUUUCGUAGGCAAAAUCAUAUAACUUCAUUUUCAUAGAAAAGAUGUCACAUGACCUCUUAGUGCAAAUGGUCUAUUGACCAAGAAAAAAGAGUUGAAUGUGAAAAAUAAAAUAAAAUGCACCAACUUCUUUACCAGCUAUAAUUUAAGAAGCGUGACACAUUUAGCAAUUAAUGAAUGAUUCGUCAUAUUCUACGAAAGCCGAAUUCAUUAAUUUUUUAAUUGUUUUAUUAUUCAUUCAAAAUAAUUCCUAGUUUAAAAACAAACUAAAAAAUUGCUUACCUUCGUCGAUGUCAACUUCAACUCGAUAGUGGAUGUUUAGAAGAUAAAGGGCUGUUCAGGUCAGCAAAUAUUCUCCAAAUAGCAGAUGUUGUCCAUCGAGUUGUCUUUUUGCUAUGUUUUUAGACAAUAGUCCGUCGUGAAACGAGUAAAAUGUUCUCAGAACGUUCUGCAUUUUUGUUUUCACAACCAAAACAACUCAACCUCGUCCCCAGGUCUUCUUGGUUAACGGUGCAUUAACCUGCAACUGUGCUGCGCUUUUGACGUCAUCGGUUGAUUAAUCGAAAAGUUCUUCCAAAUUUGGUCACAAUUGUGGCUACACAGCCGCAAAGUCUCUCAGAGCUUACGCGCAGACUUUGCACAACAACUCCCAACAAGCAACAACAUACAACAGGGUGUGCAAACAGACGCAACAUGUGACAUCCAUUAAUGUCGGGAGUUGUUGACCAACAAUGUUGCGUCCGUUUGCAUGAAGCUUGAAAGCUUAACUGUGCUCACAUUGUGGGUGGGUCCUCCUGAAAUGUUGUACAAUUGGUAUAGGAUUUAAUGGAGCCGAAACCAAUUGUUGAGAUGAAAGCACUUAAGGCGGGCACCCUUGACUGAUGAACAGUUACGACUACAUUUCUAGCAAAAACACUGAAUUUGCUGUCUGUCCCCGUUGAAUUAUUGAACUGACAAGGUCUUUGGAUCUUGCACAGAAUUUGUUAUAGAUUUUUACACAAACUUGUGGAUAAUGAAUAAUCAAAAUUCACAUCAAAAACCUAUCGCUUGAGUCACUAUGUUCCAAGAUUUAAUUGCAAUUUUGUGAGAAUUAGCGCUGGUGUUAUGGACGGGAUGGUGUGCGUCUGAAUAUUCGAAUAUCUUUAAAACAAGACUACUAAACAAACUAAAUAAUGAGCACAUACAAUUCAUAGAUUUGUGGGGAAGAAGGGAAAGAUCUUACGAUUUGGGCACCUAGAUUAAUUUAACACACUUUUUGUCACUAGCUCUGCUUACACUAUUGAUUGAUUGCUUGGCCAUUCAUGGACGUGGUACACAACGAGGAGCUAUAGGAAUGAUAGAAACACCACAGGAAUCCCAAGGUGUAAUGCAAGGGAGCGCAGAAGCACCUGGAACGUCAAUUCUGCAAGAAACGUCCGCUAGAACGAAUUUUCAGGGAGAAAAUGUACGAAAGGAAGGAUUUCCCGCCCCACAAGACGUUUUGACUUUAAUUUCUACCAUGUACUUAAAAAGCAUAAAACCAUCAACACUGGAGGAGUUUAAUGCUUUUAUAGUAUAUAUGGAAAAGGUACGUCAAGUGAUUGUUGUUGAUAAAACGUCUGGAAGCUUGAAAAUUAUACUGGAGUGUACUUCGUUGGAGAUUCUUGAUGAACUGUGGCAAGACUAUUGUACAGGCAAUUUAGGUAAAGUUGUUCAGGCAUUCCUAGUGACAGAGGACAUUCUGAAGAAGCUUGGUCUAACUGAAGUGAAACUAACAACAACAAUCGAGGAAGAAGAAUACAGAACUUGCCGAGAGUAUUUCUGUAAACAAGAAGGUGGGUACGAUAAAAUUAUUUAA